UAUUUGCGAAUGAUAAAUUACAUGAAUACGACAUUUUUGCGGCGUUCGGCCUAUGGAUUGUCCUUCAUGACGGCCGAACGUAGUUACAUAGUGGCGAAUCGUUAUGUAUUUUGGUGGACAGUGAUGUGUUUGCAAGGUACAAUGCAAUGGACUGUUGCUCCAUUAUUCGCAAGUACCCGCACACUACCGAUCGACGUGAAAUAUCCCGUAAAUGAGUUGUUAACUCCAUAUUAUCAAAUCAUCUAUUCUCUGCAUAGCAUGUGCCAGUUUUUGUUGGGAAUGAUUUUUGGAAAUGCAUCAAGUGUACUUGCGAGUACGGUUAUUAUACUUAGCGGUCAAUUUGACAUAUUGUUGUGCAGUUUGAAAAACCUACGAGCCACUGCAAUCACAUUCAAUGGAUUCCGAUUGGACGAACUUCGAAAACUACAGUCAACGGUUGCAUUUGAACGUGAAGAGCUCAAUCAAUACUAUCUAGCGGCGGAGCUAAUGGAUGACGUUGAAUCGAACACGGCAAAAAUGCGAACCAUUCUAGAACGAGAUCCAAGAAAAUUCCAUCCAUCAAAGCAAUACCUACCGCAAGACAAUUACUUAACCGAUUUGUCGGAAGAGUUAAAUCAUGCAAUUUUUGCUUGCAUCAAACAUCAUCAAAUGCUCAUUGAGUUCGUUGCAAUGAUGGAAGAUUUUUUCAGUCUAUUUGUGCUGCUCAAAUCAUUUCAGAGUACAUUUCAAAUCUGCAAUUUAUUAUUUACAUUUAUAAAGAUUGAAGGAACGGCCAAACAAUAUUUCAAUAUGACAGCAUAUUUGAUAUUGACAUUGUUAGAUGUAUUUCAAUUGUGCUAUUUUGGUGAAACAUUAAAACAACAAUCAUCGCAUAUCGGUGAUGCAUUGCUUCGGUGCGAAUGGUACCUGUGUGGUGGCCCGUUUCGUCGAAUCGCAUCGAUUAUCCUUGCGAAUUGCAAUCAACCACUGGUCAUGACGGGUGGGAAAUUUUUCAUUCUUGGCUUUUCGAAAUUUACAAGUAUUAUGAAAGCAUCGUUCUCUUAUUUUACACUGUUGCAGCAUUUGGGAAAAUAG
Messenger RNA from Contarinia nasturtii (swede midge), 1074 nucleotides. Its product is annotated as putative odorant receptor 85e. Gene Ontology annotation, cellular component: plasma membrane. The transcript is spliced from 5 exons. Gene Ontology annotation, molecular function: odorant binding; olfactory receptor activity. Gene Ontology annotation, biological process: detection of chemical stimulus involved in sensory perception of smell; sensory perception of smell. The record is from RefSeq and is a predicted model, not a curated record. NCBI's taxonomy places the organism in Eukaryota, Metazoa, Arthropoda, Insecta, Diptera, Cecidomyiidae. The annotation marks the transcript as partial.